AUGCCCCGCUCGAUGUCGCCGGAGGAAUUUCAAGAGCUCGGGCGCCGCUACUAUAAGCUCAAGCAAUUCGACAAGGCGCUCGAGACCUUGAACAGCGCCAUUGACGCGUCUCCCACGCUCGGCCUGCAUGACCACCGUGCCGCGUGCCAUGACAAGCUCGGGGACUACAAUGCCGCGGUCAAGGAUGGACGUGCCAUGAUCAAGCUCAACAAGCAAGAUGUGAGAGGCUACCUGCGCACGGCCAGUGUGCUGGAGAAGAUGGAGAAGCCGGAGACAGCGCUUGGGAUAUACAAAUACGGCAUGAAGAAUGUACCCGUCGACGAUAAGAACUUCAAGCUGCUGCAACAACUCCACGACAAGGUCACCCGCAAGCUCUCGCCCGCCCACGCCGUCGAUCCGUUCAGUAUCCUCCCAGUCGAGAUUGCCGAGAUGGUCCUCGAGUAUCUCGCAUUUAACAACAUGAUCAGUUGCAUGUGCGUGAGUCGAGGCUGGAGAGACUAUCUUGCAAAGCUCCCUCGACUAUGGCUGCAUUUGGAUAUGUCGAGCGCGAGAAAACCCGUGCCUCGCAGCUUCGUCGACAAAGCCGUCCGCCGCUCGCAAAAUCGCCUCGUCCGCCUCACCUUGCAUCGAUUCCAGCACAUGGAUGUUGUGCAGAACAUAGUACGAGUUUGUACAAGUCUUGAGGACCUCGAGAUACUCACACUGCCUAUGCAAACCGCAGGCGACUCGCUCAUAGGCAUUGUGCAAUCUGCUGCCCCAUGCCUCAAGAGGCUUGUUGUGCAUUCAGAUGUCACCACAAGCACAGCUACGCAGAUUCUGCGCUAUGGCUCCAAGCUCGAGCACGUCGAGUACCGCGCCCUGCAGACAUAUAGGUAUCAGGCAGAUUGGACGGGCCCGUUCCCAAACCUCAAAUACUUGCGCCUCAAUACCCCAAUGCGACCCACGUUGUCUCAGCUUGACACCAACCAGCUUCUCACGCUGACUCCAGCGCUACAAACCUUGAUCUUGACAGACAUGGCUCAAUCGAGAGACCAUCUUCCUCUUCAGUCUCUUCCUCUGAAGACGCUGGUCAUCAAACGCGUGACCUUUACUACCUCUUGGCCCGUCUUGCCUUCUACCUUGGAGCAUCUCGACAUAGCUGCUGCAUCACAGACAGAUGUUGAGUGGAACCACGAUGGCGCAAUACACAGCUCGCUGCCUAAUCUAACGCACCUCACCCUAGCCGGCUUCUCCAACUUUACCCGCGACUUCUUCUCGAAGCUGCUGGACUUCUGCGCACCCAAAGACGAGCUCGGGGUCCCUCAGACCCCCAAACCCGUGACCGGCACACCACUACAGCACUUGUCAAUCUCCGGCACUCUCAGCCACGACGCCCGAGGCCUUUUCCGCGCGCCCGACAACAUCCUCUCCACCUCUCCCCGCAUCCUCACACCAUCUCUGUCCUCCCUCACCCUGCACGAUCUUCCCAUCAACGACGACGAAGUCGAAGCCUUGCUCGCUCACCCAACGGGUCUGCAGAGCAUAAAUUUCAGCGGAUCAAAGGUAACUGGGGCCAGCAUCAAGAUGCUGACGGAUGGUCUGCGAACAUUGAAGUCUGUCAGGAUGGAUAACUGUGCAGCGAUCGUGGGGCGCGAUGCGAUUGAGUACGCCAGGGCGAGGGGCGUGGCUGUCCGGUGUGCGAUGGGGGAGGUGGGUGUGGGGAAAGGGAGGAAAGUCAGGGAUGGACGAUGA
This is a messenger RNA of Ascochyta rabiei, 1731 nucleotides long. RefSeq lists its product as uncharacterized. Gene Ontology annotation, molecular function: Hsp90 protein binding. The record is from RefSeq and is a predicted model, not a curated record. Lineage: Eukaryota; Fungi; Ascomycota; Dothideomycetes; Pleosporales; Didymellaceae. Bases 1 to 1731 code for a protein of 576 amino acids. The transcript is spliced from 2 exons.